AAUAGGUUUGGUUUUUUCUUGAAUUAAUUUUGUCACUCACAACUUUACAAAAUACCUUUGCGAUUGCGUUCCUAGGACGUCUGGUCGUCAUUCAGGACAGUUCAUUUUGUACGUUAUCGAGUAACAAAUGAUUUAGCCAGGGUGGAAAUCCUGGACAUCAACUAUCUCCUUCUCCUAGUACCAGCCAAUCUCUAUAAUCAUUUUGCCCUUCUAGUUGGUCGUCAAAGUACUAGAAUGAUAAUAGACAAGUGUUAGCCAGUGUGAAUGUUAUCAAUGAUACAGAUAAUAUGAAUUGUGAAUAAUUUAUGCAUUUACAAAUUGGUGAUACUGUUCUGCUUCAAUCACAACCUGUAGUAUCGGUGCAACAAUCUGGGAUUUGGUCGUUUGUACAUUUAUUUGACAUAAAUGUGUAUUGUUGCUAGGUCCAUCAAUGAAGGAACGAUUGUUACAAUGGUUCGUUCUCGUAUUGGUGAUUGCCUCUGUUGUUGGCGGAGAGAAGAGCAAUUCUAAAGAUGAUGAGGAAGAUAGUUAUGAUCUAAGGACCAGCGAUGUAGAUGAACACGAUGAUGCUACCACCCGUAUGCUGCAGCUCAUCAAUAAUGCUGCCAUGAAAAUUGUUGAUGCUCCUGAUUUAUCGAAGGAAAAACCAUCUGAUCAGUCUCAAGAACAAUUAAAAACAGAAGAUUUAGAUGCCUCUGAUAAUUUACAGUUAGUUAAAUUUCCAACAGUUGGUUUGUUUAACUACUGGGCAGAUAUGUCAAAUGAUGACAUUAGCAUACAACAUAUGAAAAGUGAUGAUGAUAUUGAUGAUGGCAUAGAUGUUACGGAAUGGAAGGAACCAGUUAGAAGUCUUCCGAGUUCAUCUAGAGAAGAAGAAGCUGAACAAUUAUAUCAGGCUGGUUUGAAAAAAUUAAAAUCAACCCUUGGAGAUCAUUUAGAUGCCUAUGAAUACUUCUACAGAGCUCAAACUUUAGACCAUGAAGAAGCCAAAGCAAAAUUUGCUUUCGCUCUUUUAUUUGGCUUGAAGUACACUCAAGAUAUCCCUAGAGCGUAUGAAAUAUUCAAUGAAUUAUCAAAAAAAGGAAAUCCAGAUGCUCAUUUGGGUAUGGGUUUCUUGUACGCUGUUGGAUUACACCUUCCUGUAAGUCAGCCAAAAGCACUUGUACAUUACGUUAUGGCUGCAGUUGGUGGUAAUGUAUUGGCCCAAUUAGCAUUGGGAUACCGAUAUUUUGCUGGAGCCACUGUGGCAUAUAGCUGUGAAAAGUCAUUGGAAUACUAUAGAGCAGUUGCAAACAAUGUUGCAAACGAGUUAUCUUUAUCUGGUGGACCGCUUGUUCAACGUAUAAAAUUAAUGGAGGAGCUAGACAAUCCAAAUUAUAAUAGUGGAAUUGUAGAUUCUGAUUUGUUAGACUAUUAUAAAAUGUUGGCUAAUAAAGGAGAUGCCCAAGCACAAGUUGGAUUAGGUCAGUUAUAUUUACAAGGUGGCAGAGGUGUACCAAUUGAUAUACAAACUGCUUAUUAUUAUUUUCAAAGAGCGGCCGAGAAUGGUAAUGCUCUUGCAUAUGGUUUUCUUGGAAAGAUAUUUUUGGAAGAGCGUGAUGAUGUUAAACCAGAUUAUGAAAAAGCUCUUGAAUAUUUUUAUAAAGCAGCAAAAUUGAAAAAUCCAGUUGGUCAGAGUGGUCUUGGUUAUAUGUAUUUACAUGGUCUCAAUGUAGCUCAGGAUUAUUCAGAAGCCUUAAAUUGGUUCACCCUGGCUGCUGAACAAGGUUGGGUUGAAGGACAUUUAUAUGUGGGAAUCAUCUACUACAAGGGAUUGGGUGUAAAACGUGAUUAUAAACUGGCCGUUAAAAAUUUCGGUUUGGCAUCUAAGUCUGGUAAUCUGUUGGCUUACUUCAAUAUGGCACAAAUGCAUGCAUCUGGUAUUGGUGUGCUGCGUUCCUGCACGACUGCUUUAGAGUUGUUCAAGAACGUCGCAGAACGUGGUAAAUGGGGUGGAUAUUUAAUGCACGCUUACAAUUCCUAUAAGGAAAAUCAAUUUGAAGAGUCGUUUGUUUUAUAUUCUUUCUUGGCUGAAAUGGGAUAUGAGGUGGCACAAAGCAAUACUGGAUUCAUAUUAGAUAGAGGAGAUGUUAACAUUUGGGAAACUGAAAAAGAACGCUAUGUCCGUGCAAUGAUGUAUUGGAGUAGAUCAGCUGCUCAAGGGUAUGCAGCGGCACAGUUGAAACUGGGAGAUUAUCAUUAUUAUGGUCUUGGAACCAAAAUAGACUUUGAGUUAGCUGCUAAUCAUUAUCGUCAAGCGUCUGAGCAACACCACAAUGCCCAGGCAAUGUUCAAUUUGGGUUACAUGCACGAAAUGGGCUUAGGAAUGGAACAAGACAUCCAUUUGGCAAAACGAUGUUACGAUAUGGCUGCAGAAACUAGUCUAGACGCAAAAGUGCCCGUAUUUUUAGCCUUAACUAAACUUAAUCUAUUUCACAUGGUAAACGAUUAUUACACUGAAUUUCUAAAUUUUAUUAAUGUUCUUUCAAAUGAUGUUGCUGAGCCAAUGGGUUUCAAUUGGGAUUUAUAUUUGAUAGCCGUAUUGUUUACAUUACUUUCCUACAUAAUUUAUUUGCGAAGACCCAAUAGGCAACCACAAAAUGUGUAAAAACACAUUAAUAUAUAUAUUAUAUAUUACACAAAAUAAUAAUUAUUAAAAAACCUUGGAAGACUGUACAGUACUUGUUAAAAUAAAUUAAUAUAUAUUGAUUAUAUUUUUGUUCUCUGUAUAUGCUUACAACACUGAUGCAAUCAUGUGUUAAAUUAUUAUUUUGAUAAACUAAUGAUUUAAAAUUCAAGUCCGUAAAUUAAAUGUUUAAGUUCAGAAGAAAUGAAAUGUAUUAAUU
This is a messenger RNA of Myzus persicae (green peach aphid), 2885 nucleotides long. RefSeq names its product protein sel-1 homolog 1 (gene Hrd3). Gene Ontology annotation, biological process: ERAD pathway. Gene Ontology annotation, molecular function: protein binding. The record is from RefSeq and is a predicted model, not a curated record. Bases 431 to 2647 code for a protein of 738 amino acids. The transcript has 14 exons. Lineage: Eukaryota; Metazoa; Arthropoda; Insecta; Hemiptera; Aphididae. Gene Ontology annotation, cellular component: endoplasmic reticulum membrane.